UAACAAGGCUUUUAGCUGUAACAGAAAUAAUGUUAAUCACUGCGUCAUAUUUUCGCUGAACAAAGUUACGGUUACAACUGAAAAGGCCGUCACCUUAUCGAAACGACUUUUCGUUCGGACACAGAUAAUUGUUGGCUACAUAGUGUUCAAGGUCGCGCUAGCUAGAGGUGUUUGCAGAUUACAUCUUAAUGAUAGCGUGUUGCCUCGAUUGUGAGGCGAAAGACCCUUGUAUCGAUCUUCAAGGGCCUACGCUUAUCAGUGGAAUUCUCCGUUCGACGUUUUCGAUAUUUUUAUCUAAAAUAUUACCGACAUUAUGUUAGUUAAUCUGAGAAAGAGCUGCGCGCUUAUAUGUUUAAAAAAACAGAAGCUAAAAUACGGCAGUAAAUUUUGCCUGGAAGCAAUUUAACCAAUUCUCGGAACAUAAUAUCGCAAUAUUUCUUGCAUUUUAUCGACGAAGUGUCAUCCGCAGUUUAAAAUUCUGCCAUUAAGUCGAUUUUAGGUCAAUCGUUACGAUACGAUUUUCAUGCUUCAUGUAAUAACACGAAGGUGCCAUUCGGCUUGGUACAAGUUACACGUGUCAGAGUAUAUUUGCAUCACGAUUAAUACUUUUAUGCAAAUUAAUUCCCCGAUUCGCGGCCAAGUGUAUCCGUGUCCAUCGGUAGACUAUGUAAAUAGAUUCUUAUUGCAUCCGUGCGUUUUUCGAUCGAUCAGCUCACUGCGGUUCUUAUUGACAAAUUAUGCGACUUUAGAACGGUUACGAACUGGGAGACAUCGAUGCUGCCUCUGCUACGCUAUACACUGUAAAAAGAUUGUCGUGGCACGUAAAAUCUUUCUUUUCUCUGAGUAAAAAUAUAAUCUACCUUUAAAUGUAACAAUUUUAAAUAAUUAUUACUGUAUACAGCUCUAUAAUAUUGCUUCUCGAUUUUAUAAUGGACUUACAUAACUACUCUUAUUACUCUUAGUUCUUAAUUAAGCUCUAAUUAAUUUAAUCGUCGCUGGCAUUGCGAAAAUUACUCGAGCGUCAUAAUUAUGAUUGACCUUCCUUUACACAUACACACCGCGAAGAGGAAUCGCGAGUUUUUCAUCGAGCGUAAAAGCACAAGGAUCAAAGAGCGCAGGUCUCUUAUGGCCGAACGUGUCGACCGCGAACCAAGAAAGCGAAUUCGCGAAGGGUGGGCGGCGAACGGCGGGUGGUUGUAGAGUAAGGUGAAACGCAGGGAGUCACGCGAAGCCAACCCCCGUGAAACGGAGGUGGUUCGAAGAACGAAGCCGCGGUACGUUCCCGUACGUGGCGAAUCAGUUAGUCAGCAAAAUGAGGUGCGCGACGUGGCUGCUUCUCGCGUCGAGCCUGCUCCUCGUUCAGAGGACCCGCGUUAUCCGCGCUCAGAAAUCCUACGCGCGACAGGGUGCUAACCGCGACAAUCCGACCGUAAAGAUACCGGGUCAAGGAACCAUCCUCGGCAAAGAGGUAUCCAUACCGGGUACUAAUAUGAGAGCAACGCAGUAUCUCGGCAUUCCUUACGCACAACCUCCGCUUGGGGAUCUCCGAUUUGCACGACCGGUGACAGAUCCUCUUCCAUCUUGGAAUGACGUGAGAAAUGGAACACAGUACGCACCAUCAUGUCAGCAGGUCUCGGGCCGGCUCAAGCUGCACGAAAAACUCUACAAACGAUUGCUACCACCGGACAUGUCUGAUCCGGGAUUCAGUGAGGACUGUCUCUACUUGAAUAUCUUCGUUCCUGACGGAGGCCGUUCGGAUGAGCAAUGGCCGGUGAUGGUUUGGUUCCACGGAGGCGAUUUUAACACUGGAACACCAGCGAUUUGGGAUGCUUCGAUAUUCGUCUCCAAACAAAAGGUGCUAGUGGUGACGGUGGCAUAUCGAUUAAACAUCUUCGGAUUCUUCACGACGACGGACUCCGAAGCGCCCGGCAAUUACGGCAUGUUCGACCAGAUCGCCGCCCUCGACUGGAUAAAACGUAACAUCAGGAACUUCAAUGGCGCGCACGACAACAUCAUCAUCUACGGCCACAGUUCCGGCGCUAUAAGCGUAGGUCUGCAUAUGCUGAGUCCGCUCAGCAAGGGAAAAUUCCACAAAGCGAUCGCGAUGAGCGGUGACGCCAUCGGAUCCGUCGGCUCGCCCGAAAAGGAACUGUCGGUCGUCGAUAUGAUAGCCGAGACAUUCGGUUGCUAUCGACGACCGACCAGCGCGUUGGUGAAAUGUUUGCGCCGGCUGAGCAGCGAUUUCUUGAUUAAGCACUCGUCUAGUAUAGAAACCUGGGGUCCGAUCGUCGACGCCGAAACGAACAACGAGACGGAUCCCUUCCUCCCGCAGCAUCCGAGGGAUAUCUUGGAAAGCGGUAGUUUCAACGCGAUGCCGCUGAUUACUGGCUAUACGAACAAUGAGCAAGUUUUGGCGUACAUGGAAGCCCUCGGCGAACAAAAUCCAGAAGGCAAACUGUCCCCGGCGAACUUCGAGACGAUGAUUACGGACGAAUUUUCAUCGAUGGUGCUGGACGACAAUUCCACCUGCAUGAUAAAGCCCGAAAUGGUGACGAACGCAGUGCUGUUCUUCUAUAAACCGUAUCCGCCCACGAAAAACGCGACGGUGUUUCGCGAUCGUUACUUGGAUUUGCAGACGGAAAAAAAUUAUGCGGCUGGUCUCACGCUACUGGCCAGCGGAGUGGCGAGGCGCAAAUCCACGGCGGCUUUCGUUUACCGAUUCGACUAUCGUCCCAAGACACCAUCCAUCACGGUCGACGUGCCGGAUUGGGCAGGUGUGCCGCACAUGUUUGAACUUCCCUUCGUUUGGGGUUUACCGUUUCUGUCGGGCAUAACGCAAUGGCACCCGAACGAUAAGAGGAUGUGCGAGACGAUAAUGGCGAUGCUGGCUACGUUCGCCAGGUCCGGCGAUCCCUCUGCGUCGCAGGUCAAGUGGGAGGCCUUCAUGCAGGAUAAUCCGCGGAUGCUGAUUAUCGACAAGGCUCCCAGUAUGAACGAACCGGACACGGUGGAUUACAAAGCACUCGCGUUCUGGAACGAGUAUUUCCCGCAGAUCAUAGACGAGGCGACAAAUAACUGUUGCAACAUCACGAGCACGGCGACGACAUGGAGGAUAUUUUCCCGCAGCGUGUACCUCGGCGGCGUAGUGGCCACGGUGGCGUUACACAAUUUUUGGUUCUAGCUACGAUUACGGCGUGAAAUAUUAGAUACUGAAUUAAGAAACGUGUUGCUGCGCUCUCUGUAUUUUUUUAAUAGACCAAUACCGUCGAAAAAGAAGACGAAUUGUCGUCAGAUUUUCCAAUUUUAUAACAAGAUCUCCUCUUCCCAUUCUCUACACUACUUUCCGAAGCAAAUACAAUAACAGUCUGUUAUACAUUAUAUCAUAGAUACUUUGCGAGUCUGCAUUUUCACAUGUGAAUAGGUUCUGCAUUCGCUGUAACUAUAUUUCGUAACGCUGUACGCAUCUGAUUGAGAAUGUUCUCGCACUCGUACAGAUUUAUUGCAAUACGGUAGUUAUGCUGAAUUUUCCUACGUCCGCAUUUGACAUCUCAAUUACAUUGCAUAUAUCACAAAAUUAUUUUAUUCUGUUCUCAUUAUCUUACAUGUUAUACUCGGCGUGGAUGAUGAUACGAAACAAAGAAAAGAUCCAAGAGUUAUCUACAGACGCGUGAGCGGCAGAACACAAUUGACAAAUGAGACAAAGGGGGCUCGGAAUGAAAUAAAAUCCAGGUUGCGUUUACGAGAGUAGGAAACUUGGGCCCUUUUUUUUUUUUAACAUUCACUGAUUUUUUUAUUAUUUGCCUUAAUACGGAGAGAUAUAGAAAAACAUACUUUGUUUGAGAAACAAACAGUUUGAUAACUUAUGAAUAUUUUGAUGAUUCAAUAAUAAUUAAUAUUAAUAAUAAUAGUAAUAAUCAUGUUCAUGUACCAUCUAUGUAUAAUUAUUAUAUUAUAUAAGAGAGAGAGGUGCGCGGCGAGCGAUCCAUGGGGGCUGGUGGUCUGCGCACACGUACGUCCGAAUAUUUCUUUUCUUUUUAAUCUCUCUUCCUUUUCUUCUAAAUAUAUAAUAUUAGUUAAUCAUUUUUUUUUCUUCAUUUAUUCAUGCAAAACUCCUACAGUGAUAACCGAUGCCGCGGGGAUCUCGUAUCCUACUUUGUGCGCCGUUGCGCGUGUACACGAGCCACCCCGAAACCAACGUAUAUACAAUAUUUCCUUCGCUUA
This is a messenger RNA of Linepithema humile (Argentine ant), 4221 nucleotides long. RefSeq names its product carboxylesterase 1C. The record is from RefSeq and is a predicted model, not a curated record. Lineage: Eukaryota; Metazoa; Arthropoda; Insecta; Hymenoptera; Formicidae. Gene Ontology annotation, cellular component: synapse; plasma membrane; cell surface. Gene Ontology annotation, molecular function: signaling receptor activity; neurexin family protein binding. Gene Ontology annotation, biological process: neuron cell-cell adhesion; modulation of chemical synaptic transmission; synaptic vesicle endocytosis.